AUGUCCGUCGCCGAACAAGAGAUAGACCGCGUAAAACGAAUUAAAUCGUUCGCUACGAUAAAACGUAAUACCGCGGUGUCUAAUAUUAGGUCGGUUCAUAGCAUGGCAUUACGCGUCGUUAGUGAGCCCGAUUUAGCCUCACAAUUUUUGGUGGCCGUUACYGAUUUGGACACACUUUGGAYGCAGUUUAAACUUGAAGAUGACACUGUCCUAGACUCGUUAGUUAGAUUGGGUGAAAGUGACAAUUAUGCUGUUGAUUUACCUUCGGAGGUUCGCGGACUUAUUACUGAGUCGAAGGCGAUUGCCCUAAAGGUGACCCCGAAAGGUGCCGAGCUUAUUGACAUGUCGUUUAUUAACCCCCAGUCGCAUGAUAAGCCGGUAGUUAGUCAGCCAGGUGCUUCUAGUGGUCCGCCCAGCUCGUUUUCGCGCCUCCCGGAAAUACCAUUACCGACCUUUGAUGGUGAUUUUCGGUAUUGGCCUACGUUCCGUGAUAGGUUUAAGGCAUUGGUCGAGUGUAGGUCCAACUUAACUACUAUAGAUAAAAUGUAUUAUCUAAUCGGUUGUCUGCACGGCAAGGCCGCGGACGCGGUACGCAGUAUACCAAUUUCGUCCGAUAAUUACGAUUUGGCUUGGUCAACACUAGCGAAUAGAUUCAACCGUCCCAGAAUGGUCGCAACAACCUUGGUAGAUAAAUUAUUAGAUUUCCCGUCGUAUACCCAGGAGUCAUUGUCCGAGUUGAGCCAUUUUAUGAGCGUAUUCAGCGAAUGCGUAUCAUUAUUAGACGCACUAGAUAUCCCGAAUUUAGGUUCGUUUAUUUUAUUCGCGCUUGCAUUUCGCCGGCUUCCGUUGUACACCCGUAAGUUGUUUGAAACGAAGACUUCAACUGAUUUCCCCUCAAUGAGUGAGUUAUUAGAGUUUGUCAAGUCGCGUGUUGCAGUGUUAGAAAUUGCCGGAGAUCAGCCACGUAAGUCAAAUGUGGUCAACACGGUGACGAAGUCUGAGUCAAAAAAUGCCUCCCAGGUCACUCAAUCCCGUAAGGGGGGAGAUCGAAUUCGCAAGUCCGGGUCUUUAUACACGGAAUCUUCAUUCGUUACCACUAGCCCAAGUAAAGUAUGUCUAUGCUGCUCCGAACCUCAUGCACUAGAUUCGUGCAACCGUAUAAAAUCGUGGACGGUUGACGAUCGUGUUCGUUGGCUACGGGAAAAGAAAUUGUGUUUCAUAUGUCUGAGCGCUGAUCAUUGGGCCAAUAAAUGUAAGUCGAAAUAUAAAUGUACCGAAUGCAACCGUAAGCAUCACCACCUCAUUCACAAAUCAUCGGUCGAUACGCGCGGCRCUGAUACCAACCUCCGCACGGAYGCACCAUUAUGUGCGUCGGCCGCGGCACCGAUUUCAAAGUCUACUGCAGUAUUACUAGGUACCGCUUUAGUGCACACACGCGACCGGACGGGUACAUGGCACACCAUGCGCGCGUUAUUAGAUUCUGCUUCGCAAAUUAGCGCCAUUACAGUCGCGUGCACGGAACGUUUACGUCUGAAAUGCGAUCGUUGGACUUCCCCGGUAACCGGUUUAGGUGGCGUGCCCAUUGUAGAUGUGAAAGGUCGCGUCGAGUUCUCCAUACAACCUCGUUUCGCGGUCGAACCCGUAUUGAAUAUACAUGCGUGGGUGUUGCCGGCAAUUACGGGUGAUAUGCCGCGCAAUACGUUKCCWUCAACUGUCAAAGGCCGAUAUGCGAAUCUCGCAUUGGCCGAUCCGUCUUUUGACAUUACUUCUCCUAUCGACUUGUUACUAGGGGGGGACGUAUUUCCGUCAAUAAUGGACGGUCGUAAAGUGGUAGUCGACGAAAAUUUACCUGCGGCGUUCAGUUCAGUGUUUGGGUGGGUUCUGAUUGGCCCCGUUAACAACAUCGAUUUGCCAAUCUAUCAUUCAAUGCCGGUAUCUUUAGUAUCUAUUGAAGGGUUGAUGGAGAACUUCUGGCACGUAGAGGAGCCGGUAGCCGCGCCCGAAUGUUUCACCGACGAGGGGCGCUGCGAGUCUAUUUUCCGCGCCGAAAGCGUACGCCUUCCGUCAGGUCGAUUCUCGGUACCGUUACCGUUUCGUGCACCGGUGUCCGAUGACGUUUUCGCCGGCUCACGAGAUGUCGCCGUACGUCGUUUUGAAUCAUUAGAGCGCAAGCUAUCGGGUGACCAUAAACUCCGACAACUAUAUAUUGAUUUUAUGCGGGAAUAUACGUUGUUAGGACACAUGUCGAUCGCUACAUCGCCAGGAGUCUAUUACAUUCCGCAUCAUGCCGUGUAUCGCCCCGACGACGGCGAUAAGAAAUUACGAGUCGUUUUUGACGCGUCCGCAACCGGUUUUCGUGGGCCAUCAUUAAAUAAGGAAAAAAAUCUUAUACCAGAACAUCAGUUUGGAUUUYGCAAYAAACAUUCAACAAUYGRWCAAGUACAUCGAGUUACUAAUGUGAUUAGUAAAGCUCUUGAAGAAAAAAAGUACUGCUGUGGAGUAUUCCUUGACGUAGCUCAGGCUUUUGACAAAAUCUGGCACAAAAGACUCCUCAUCUGGUGUGCACUUCUUGAAUCAUACUUGACUGACCGUCAAUUUCGAGUCAUACACGAAGAAGCGAUAACCGAAUGGAAAGAUAUAUCAGCUGGAGUACCGCAAG
Molecule: messenger RNA, 2659 nt
Organism: Diuraphis noxia (Russian wheat aphid)
Lineage: Eukaryota; Metazoa; Arthropoda; Insecta; Hemiptera; Aphididae
Source: RefSeq, a predicted model, not a curated record